Thelazia callipaeda (thelaziosis nematode) is the source of this 870-nucleotide messenger RNA. Lineage: Eukaryota; Metazoa; Nematoda; Chromadorea; Rhabditida; Thelaziidae. The record is from the annotation of a GenBank genome assembly.
AUGGGUGCUGAUGAACCACGAUUCCGUGUCUUGCAUGUUAGCAAUAUUUCUAUGACAGCCACUCGAGAGCAAAUAUAUCAACUGUUUGCAUUCAUUGGACGAAUCGACGAGUUUAAGAUUUAUCCUUCUGAUAAUCAUCCACAAUUAUCGACAUUUACUCAGAAAUUUGCGUACGUUAAAUUUGAAGAUCAGAAAUCAGUGGAAGUGGCACAACAUCUGACGAACACAGUUUUCAUUGAUCGCGCACUUGUUUGCAUUCCAUCCGUAUCAGAUAUGAUACCAGACGAAGAAACAGCGUUAAAAACAGGUGGACCAGCUUGGCCAGGGCAGCGUCAGCUACCACCAAAUGUUGUCAAUCAAAUCCAGGAUUUAGGAGAUGGGCAGCAAAUGUUGCUUACAGUAGACCCGACAUUGACCGCUUUGGGCUUACCACCUUAUCCGGCUUUGAGUGCAAAUACAGAAACAGCGAAAGUAGAAGAAAUUCGUCGUACAGUCUACGUUGGCAAUGUACCGAAAGAUUGUGAUGGUGAAGAAUUGAUGAAAUUUUUCAACGAUAAUAUUGGCGAAGUUAUGUACCUUCGGAUGACUUCUGGUACAGAGAAUUUGCCAUGUGCAUACGCAUAUGUUGAAUUUACUAAUCAAACAUCAGUUCCUAUUGCGCUACAAAAUGAUGGCAUUGAAUUUAAGGGUCGAUGUUUGCGUGUACAGCAUUCAAGAGUCGCUAUAAUCAAACCAGAAAGGAAAACAGCUGAUAUGGCUUUACAGGAAGUAGAAGAAGCAAUUCGAGUGAAUCAAAAUCCAGAUAAAACAUGCAAUGCUAUCAGCAAGCUAAAUCAAGGACUAGGUAACUUUUAUUUUUGUUCAGUUUGA